GGCCAAGGCUACAAUCAACCACGUUUAAGCCAAAUCUGCCAGGAGACGUCGUUGGACAUUAUCAACAUCGGCUUCGUCAAUGUCUUCCCUGAUGUCGGUCAAGGCGGCUGGCCUGGGUCCAAUUUCGGAAACCAGUGCAACGGGCAGACAUAUACUAAUGCUGAUGGUGAAGCGACUCAGCUGCUGUCCGGUUGUCAGCAGAUUGCGGACGAUAUUCCCGUCUGUCAACAGGCUGGCAAGAAGGUCUUCAUCUCUCUUGGAGGAGCUUAUCCCGCAGACGGCCAAAUCAUCGAUAAUGAUGACUCUGCGCGCGAUUUCGCCGACUUCCUCUGGGGCGCUUUCGGUCCAGAGACGGACGCCUGGGUGGCGCAGAAUGGGCCCCGUCCAUUUGGUGAUGCCGUGGUGGAUGGUUUUGACUUUGAUAUCGAGCACAAUGGACCCACUGGAUAUGCCGCUCUGGCUCGGCGCCUACGUGACAACUUUAGCGAGUUCCCAUCGAAGCAAUUCUAUCUCUCUGCUGCGCCGCAGUGCCUAUCUCCCGAUGCGCAGCUGUCUAAUGCGAUCCAGUUUGCCUCUUUCGAUUUCAUCUGGGUUCAAUUCUACAACACUGAUCCAUGCUCUGCCCGUGCCUGGGUGGAUGGGGAUGUGACUUCCGACUUCACGUUUGACGCAUGGAUUGCCGCCAUCAAGCUCGGGGGCAACCCAUCUGCUAAGUUGUUUAUUGGUCUCCCUGCCGAUCCUACCCAAGCGUACUAUGUUAGUCCAGAUGAGGUUGAGACUCUGGUGGAGGAAUACAUGGGCAGAUAUCCCGAAAACUUCGGAGGAAUCAUGAUCUGGGAGGCGACAGCUUCCGACGAGAACCAAAUCGACGGUCGCAGCUACGCAGCCAACAUGAAGAGCGUCUUACUC
Messenger RNA from Paecilomyces variotii, 909 nucleotides. RefSeq names its product glycoside hydrolase superfamily. Gene Ontology annotation, biological process: carbohydrate metabolic process. The record is from RefSeq and is a predicted model, not a curated record. The annotation marks the transcript as partial. The transcript is spliced from 2 exons. Gene Ontology annotation, molecular function: chitinase activity. NCBI's taxonomy places the organism in Eukaryota, Fungi, Ascomycota, Eurotiomycetes, Eurotiales, Thermoascaceae. Gene Ontology annotation, cellular component: extracellular region.